This is a messenger RNA of Trifolium pratense (red clover), 1158 nucleotides long. RefSeq names its product probable phytol kinase 1, chloroplastic. The record is from RefSeq and is a predicted model, not a curated record. Gene Ontology annotation, biological process: vitamin E biosynthetic process. The transcript is spliced from 6 exons. The coding region runs from base 63 to 1007 and encodes 314 amino acids. Gene Ontology annotation, cellular component: chloroplast. Lineage: Eukaryota; Viridiplantae; Streptophyta; Magnoliopsida; Fabales; Fabaceae. Gene Ontology annotation, molecular function: phytol kinase activity.
ACACUAGUUUUUUUUUAUCUGUCUUCAGUCGAAUCUUCACUCUCUCUCAGUCUUCAGUCAUCAUGACUCUCAUAUCUUCUCAUCUCUUUCCAUUCUCCGCCGUGAACCGCCGUUCACCGGCAACAUCCACCACCACCACCACAACCACCGAUCUCUUUUCAUGUAACAAACCCACAACAACAAACAACACUGUCAAAUUUUUGUAUUCUCCUUCAUUACAUCGAUGUAUCCGUUUGGAUGAAAGAUUUGUUACAAGGUUUAUUGUUCCUGCAAAUGCUCAAGAUCUAAUCUACAAUGCUGGAGCCACCGUUGGUGUUCUUGGUGGCGCUUAUGCUCUUGUUUCUGCUUUUGAUGAUCUCACUAGAAAAAACAUCCUUAACCAGGGUCUGAGCAGAAAACUGGUCCAUAUAUUAUCUGGAUUGCUUUUUCUUGUUUCUUGGCCAAUUUUCAGCAACUCCCCUGAUGCUCGUUACUUUGCUGCUUUUGUUCCUCUUGUGAAUUUCUUGAGACUUUUGGUGAAUGGUUUUUCCUUGGUUUCUGACCAAGGACUCAUCAAAUCUGUGACUAGACAAGGAGAUCCAAAAGAAUUGCUAAGAGGCCCUCUUUAUUAUGUUGGGAUAUUGAUAUUAUGUGCUGUUGUGUUCUGGCGUAACUCUCCAAUUGGGGUGGUUUCCUUGGCAAUGAUGUGUGGAGGGGAUGGUGUAGCUGAUAUAAUUGGUAGAAGAUAUGGAUCCAUGAAGAUUCCUUACAACCAAAGUAAGAGUUGGGCUGGUAGCAUAGCAAUGCUUAUAUUUGGAUUCUUGGUUUCAAUUGGGAUGCUGUACUACUAUUCAUUUCUAGGACAUGUGCAGUUUGAUUGGGGGGACAUUGUACCAAAAGUUGCUUUUAUUGCUUUUGUGGCAACAGUGGUGGAGUCCCUCCCUAUUACUGAGGUGGUAGAUGACAAUAUUUCUGUACCAUUAGUAACCAUGGCAAUGGCUUUUUUCACUCUCAGUAAUAACUUUUAGAGAGAGCCUAUAUACCUUUCUUCAUUUUCUUCCCACCUUUUGUGUUUUGAAUUAUUCAAAGCCAUGUGAAAUUAGCUCUAGUAUGUACAUUGUAAAUAGAUCAUGAUUUGUAACAAUUUUGAAACUUCUUAAUAUAAAAUCAUUUUUGAAU